Messenger RNA from Moneuplotes crassus, 1002 nucleotides. Lineage: Eukaryota; Ciliophora; Spirotrichea; Euplotida; Euplotidae. The record is from the annotation of a GenBank genome assembly.
AUGAGCAAUAUUACAUAUUUUUCUAAUAAUAAUGACUUGACUUCAGACGAAUCCGUACAAUCUACUUGUUCAGGAAUUUAUAGUCAAAUAGGACACGAGGAAAAUUGGCAAAACUCAAGUGAAGCUAUCACCAGAACUUCCAAUAGUAGCAAAGCGAAGGGGAGCAACCAUCUUGAGAACUCUAUUAGCCAGACUGAAGAUCUCAACCAAUUCUAUCACCAUUUGAUAAAUACUGAAUCUGUUAAUCUCCCGAGGUAUGGUUAUAUGAAGUUUCAGCCUGAGAUAAAUAACCAAAUGAGAAAGAAUCUAGUGGACUGGAUGAUCGAGCUACACCUCAACCUUGAACUAGCUCCUGAAACCCUCUACUUAGCGGUAAAUCUUAUUGAUAGAUAUUUAGAGAAAGUAAAGAUCAAGAAAGACAAAGUCGAACUUGUCUGAAUCACUGCCAUGCAUAUCGCCUGAAAGUAUGAGGAAGUAGAGGAUCCUCCCAUCCAAGACUAUGUGGACAUUACAGAAGGUUGUUAUUCAAGGGAGGAGAUCAUUAAUAUGGAGCGUAUUAUGCUUAUCAUACUUGGCUUUAACAUCACAGUGAUCUCUCCAUACAACUUUAUUCAGAUAUUCGCAAAGCUAAGCGGAGAGAGUGAAGAAAUGUUCUAUCUAUGCCAAUAUAUGCUUGAGCUUGCUCUACUUAAGUACAAGAUGAUAUUAUACAAACCAUCGGUCCUUGCUUCUGGAGCUUUGUAUCUUUCUCAUAUAAUUUUAAUGAAAACAGAAGAUUGGCCUCUCAAAGUACAACAAUACACCUGUCUUGAAGACGAAGAAGUUAUCUCAUGAGCAAAAGAUAUGUAUAUUUCAAUACAGAAGGCUGGCUCAUCAUCUUUCCAAGCUGUUGUAGAAAAGUUUUCCUUGCCAGAGUUUGGUGAGGUGGCUAAGAUACAAAUUGAUACUAACUUAGGAGCUCUGCUUCAAAACUUCGAAUCUAACUUGAAUGUAAGUUUUUAA